AUGGCAAUAAGUCGAGUGUUAUCUCUUCGAGCUCCCAUCUUCGUCUCUUGUGGCCACAUUUCGAAACGAUAUGAAUCUAUCUCAUCUAUUCGAUGUAUCCACCGAUCAGCUACACUUUCUUUCUCGAUCAAACCAAACAAUAUUGGUAUGAUUAAACAGCAACGCACUCUGACUACAUCGUCAAGUAAAUUAUCCAUUCGAGUCAAGUACGAUGAUGGCAUUGAUCUCAAUAAUCAAACAGUUGAAAUUAAUCCAAUUGAGCACAUUCGUCGAUGCACACUGUAUAAGGAUAUCGACAUUGGUUCAUACUAUAAAUCAAUAUGCCCUGAGGUGCGUACGCUCGGUGAUGUAUUAGAUUAUGGUCAGACAGUUUCAAAAGAUGGUCCAUGUUUGGGUUUCGUUCAACCCGAUAAUAGCACAGAACCAAUUCGUUGGCUUUCUUAUUCCAAGGUAUCGGAGCAAGCACGUAUCAUAGGCUCUCAUCUGUGGACAGAAGUCAAACUCAUUCCAUCAGAUUCAAAACUAGCCAUAAUGUCGGCCAAUCGACCAGAAUAUCCAAUAUUUACUUAUAGCUGUUACAUGUACGGCUUUAUUGUAGUUAAUCUCUUCACAAGUUAUGAUUCGAAAACAAUAAUGGAUUUACUUCGUAGAACCCAAACGCAGGUAUUAGUUGUCGAUAAUUUGGCACGCAUUCGAUCAGUUGAAAGACAGCUAAUUGAAAUGGAAGAAAUCAAAGAAAUUAUUGUUAUGGACGAAAUAAGUGAUGGUGAACACAAGAAAAUUCGAAGUCUGCCAUCAAUUUUAAAAACAAUAAACCCAACUAAUAUACGUCCUCGACCGACACUUGAUCCAAAUAGUGUUGCUACAUUUCUUUUGACAAGUGGAACAACUGGUGAACCAAAAAUCGCUAUGAUAACCCACGAGAACUUCAUGGCAGGAAUGAAAUCUACCAUCGAUCGUGAAAAACGAGCAGACAUAUUGUGUAAUCCGUCAGAUCGUCAUUGUUCGUUUCUACCCGUGGCUCAUCUUUACGAACAAGCCGCGCUUUUGCUUAUGUUUAUCAAUGGUUCUCGAAUUGUUUGUUGCCCAAGUCCUGAUAAGUUAGUGGAAUACUACGCAAUAGUGAAACCUACUCGCAUUUUCAUGGUACCUCGUGUUCUCAAUAAAAUUUACAAUAAAGUCAUGGGUGAAGUUGACAAAAGUAAAGUUAAACGAUAUCUUGUUGACAAAGCAUUGCGCCAAGAUAAAUCGUCGUUUUUUUCCCGGAUUAUUUUUCGAAAAGUAAAACAAUUAUUUGGUGGUGAAGUAUCAACAAUGUUAUCUGCCUCUGCGCCGAUUUCACGUGAUGUAUUACGUUUCUUUCGCAUUGCAUUGGAUGUUCCAAUAUACGAGAUCUUUGGACAAACGGAAACGACAGGUGUUAACGUCACUACACAUGUAAUUGACACUUCAUGUGGGACAGUUGGUACACCCGUAUGUACAGUAGAAGUUAAACUUGCUGACGUACCUGGAACAAAUUAUCGAAGCGAUAACGGACAAGGUGAAAUAUGUAUUCGGGGACCCAGUAUUUUUAAAGGCUAUUACGCUGAUGAGGCAAAAACAAGAGAAAUCAUUGAUGAAGGAGGCUGGUUACAUACAGGUGAUGUUGGCGAAUGGUCGGAAAAUGGUACAUUGCGACUCAUUGAUCGUAGCAAGCAUAUUUUUAAAUUAAGUCAAGGCCAGUAUGUGGCACCUGAACGUCUCGAAGAAGUAUACCUUCGUUCUCGAUGGAUUUCUCAGAUUUUUAUCGAUGGUUGUUCGAUACAAGCGACAGUAGUUGCUGUUGUUGUACCCGAUGAAGAAUACGCAAACAAGAACUUUACUUCGACAACAAGAAAAUCCCUCGAAGAGUUAUGCACUUAUGAUGAAUUUAAGCAAUUGAUUAUGACUGAUCUCCUUCGUAUAGCUAAAGAAAAUAAACUCAAACAUUUUGAAACCGUGAGCAAUAUUUAUCUGCAUCAUGAGCCAUUUUCGCAGCAGAAUGGUCUAAUUACAUCCACUUUCAAGACACGGCGUGUAAUGGCUCGAAAAUACUUUCAAAAGAUUAUCGAUUCACUCUACAGUGCUAACGAGACGAAUAAUGAACAAAAAACAAAAAAAUGA
Messenger RNA from Rotaria socialis, 2142 nucleotides. The record is from the annotation of a GenBank genome assembly. NCBI's taxonomy places the organism in Eukaryota, Metazoa, Rotifera, Eurotatoria, Philodinida, Philodinidae.